ACAUCUGAAACCUCGAUGGAGAUCAGACGUCGAGUGUGUUCAAGUGAUUCGAGCUGCGUUCACUACGGGGACUGCUGUUUCGACGCCGACGUCGCUUCAAACGAUGCAUCCCGGAAGAACACAAGCUGCGUUUCACUACUCGAUCAUAAGAGUGUUCUUCGCAAAAUAGUGAUGGUCACUCGCUGCAAUGACUCUUGGCCGGAAGACGAGGUCAGGAAGGGCUGUGAGGACGCUGGCGCUAGAAACGAAACAUUCCACCGAAUCCCAGCAACGAGUGGGAGCGGAUACACUUAUUCAAACGGGUUCUGCGCACUCUGCAAUUACGACAGCAAGAGCUGGGUUUUCUGGACUGUCUCAUCUGUAGAGAGCAAGCGAGCGACCUUUGACUUGCAGGUGGACUCUCUUAAAAGGAACUUGCGUUACUGCACUGCAAGCGCAAAUUACAGCGACACAUGCGGAAGAGUUAACGGCAGUGAAUUCAUAGAAGCAGAAAGCAAGUGCAAGCUUUACUUGGAGCCUGUUCGACAAAACUACACCGGCAAAACAUACAAGAACGUGUACUGCGCCCUUUGUGAUGAAGUGAACAUAACUUCGCUUGUAUGCUAUCCUGUCGAAGGAGGAAGCAUCGCCGACAAUGUUGAUCCCCCUGAUGGGUCUAGCGCGUUCAGAGGCAUCACUGUCAAGAGGCUGACAAUCAACGCCACAUCAUGUGCUGCCUGGUUCGACGGCAAGUGUUACAUCAACGACACAACCUACCGGUACAAGGGGAACGCGUUCGCGAGUAACACCACGGGCGACGAGUCUUACACCUACACCUACCAACACUACCUCAUCAUGAUCUGCAUUGGACUGUCGCUAUUCUUCCUCAUCAUGAAGGGCAUCACCUACGCCGUCUUUAGCGCGGCCCGCAACUUCGCGUCUCGCUGCAACCUAUGCUUGUCGGCGACGCUCUUCUUCACUCAACUUGUCUACAUCCUGGCCGGCUAUCUCGACGUUCCCCCCGACGUCUGCGUGGCGUCCUCCGUUAUUCAGCACUUCGGUUUCGUCGCCACUUUCGCCUGGACCACGGUGCUGUCGUUCGACAUGUGGAGGAACAUUUCGUCCAUGCGUGUAACCACAAGAAGUGACCAGACGUUGAUUUUUUACGGAACCGUAGCGUGGGGCGUCCCGUUUCUAUUCGUGGCCGCGUGCUGUGGACUGAACUGGGGUGCCCCGUGGUCUCCGUACUCGCCCGCUUACGGCCAGUACUACUGCUUCUUCGGCAAGUAUCGUCCUUACGUCGCCUUCUUCCUCGUUCCCAUGGGCGUGCUGCUGGCAGUUGACAUGGGACUGUAUGCGCACAUCGUCAUAUACGUGAGACGAACCAAGGACUUCAGGAAGGGCAUGGUCUCCAACAAGGAUCAGCCUUCCGACAUGGCGUUGUUCUUCAAGCUCGCCCUCAUCAUGGGCGCAUCCUGGUUUCUAGGACUGCUGAACUUCAUCAACUCAUCAGUAAUCCAAGUCCUGACGAGCAUCCUGAACGGUCUGCAGGGUGUCUAUCUAUUCUUCGGCUUCCAGGACUACAAGUACUACGUGGAUGCGUUGAAGGCCAGGAACAAUAAGGAUAAGCGGACACUGUCGUCGUCUGCCUCCAACUGUUCCAAUACCACGGAAGUGCAUAGUGUGAGUGACCUUCCCGCAGCCAGUGACGACCCUGAGAGACAGCGGGGUGUAAAACUUCCCAUGGAAAAUAUUUCACGGGCCAAAUGACCAUAUGAAAAGAA
Molecule: messenger RNA, 1763 nt
Organism: Rhipicephalus sanguineus (brown dog tick)
Lineage: Eukaryota; Metazoa; Arthropoda; Arachnida; Ixodida; Ixodidae
Product: G-protein coupled receptor Mth2
Exons: 1
Coding region: 16-1749 (577 amino acids)
Biological process (GO): G protein-coupled receptor signaling pathway; cell surface receptor signaling pathway
Cellular component (GO): membrane
Molecular function (GO): G protein-coupled receptor activity
Source: RefSeq, a predicted model, not a curated record